Messenger RNA from Botrytis byssoidea, 720 nucleotides. RefSeq lists its product as uncharacterized. The record is from RefSeq and is a predicted model, not a curated record. The transcript has a single exon. Bases 1 to 720 code for a protein of 239 amino acids. NCBI's taxonomy places the organism in Eukaryota, Fungi, Ascomycota, Leotiomycetes, Helotiales, Sclerotiniaceae.
AUGUCAUCAUCAACAGCGUCGUCCCUUGCGACCACAACGAAGUCCCCCAAGACCAAUUAUCUGUUAUUGCUAUUGCAGAUGUCUGAUAUAGAGUUGGACAAUCAAAUAAAGGACAAUAGUAAAUGGAAGAAGCGGUCAGAAGAGACCACUCUCGGUGUCCAUUUUCCGGAGCUUGACAAUGCGUCCUUAGGAGCCACCAAUCUCGUACUUAUUGGAUCCAGCAUGCUCGAACGGUUCAAAACAACUGGUCAUGAUCUCAUUUUAGGUUCAAAGCCAGUAAUUUUCAACGCCGGGGUAGGAGGCGAUACAAUCCCCAACGUACUUUACCGCAUAAAUCUAGGCCUCCUCCGGAAAGCCAAGACCCAAGAGAAAGUGGGAAUGGUGAUUAUCAAUAUCGGUUCUAAUGAUUUGAAAAAACCCGGUCGAAGCUUGACCGAAGCUCAACUUUACCAAUUCGCUCUUCACUUGGAGGCAUUGAGAAGAACAUUCCCCCGAGCACGAAUCGUGGUUACGGCAUUAUUCUACAAGAAAGAUGUCCACCUAUUAGAUGUUGAUAGAAGUAACGAGGAUCUACAAAAUUUAGUCUCGGGAUUGCCUGGUGUGGAGUGGCUAGCAGCACCGGAAGUCGAGCUUGACAACCAUUAUGAGGAUCACGUUCACUUGAACAGAGCUGGUUAUGAGAUAUGGGAUAGAUGGCUGGUGGAUAAACUUGGGAUUUAG